Messenger RNA from Rotaria sordida, 375 nucleotides. The record is from the annotation of a GenBank genome assembly. Lineage: Eukaryota; Metazoa; Rotifera; Eurotatoria; Philodinida; Philodinidae.
AUGGAACCUCCUGGUACUGGGAAAUCCUAUUUAGCUAAAGUCAUUGCUACUGGAUGUCAAGGUACAUUUAUUUCGGUGAGUUCGUCGGACCUUCUUUCGAAAUGGCAGAGUGAAAGUGAAAAAGAUGUGAAGGCUUUAUUUGAACUUGCUCGUGAACGGCAACCAUGUGUUGUAUUUAUCAACGGAAUCGAUGCUCUGUGUGGACAGCGUGAUUAUACAGAGACUGAAACUUCAAGACGUGUCAAAACGGAAUUUCUUAUUCAAAUUCAAGGCGUUGAAACUGAUAAUUCGGAUGUUAUUAUUCUUGCUGAGACCAGUAUUCCUUGGGCAUUGGAUACUGCUUUUCGACGACGGUAUAGUUCACAUGAAAAUUAG